Penicillium mononematosum is the source of this 2175-nucleotide messenger RNA. RefSeq names its product transketolase family protein. Gene Ontology annotation, biological process: pentose-phosphate shunt. The record is from RefSeq and is a predicted model, not a curated record. The transcript is spliced from 5 exons. Gene Ontology annotation, cellular component: cytosol. Lineage: Eukaryota; Fungi; Ascomycota; Eurotiomycetes; Eurotiales; Aspergillaceae. Bases 1 to 2175 code for a protein of 724 amino acids. Gene Ontology annotation, molecular function: transketolase activity.
AUGGCACCUGCGCUGGAACUCCUCGAGAAGCCCGCACAGUACCUGCCGGUAAAGGCCGUCUCGGCGAUCGGCAAAGGAGAUGCUGCUGGACUCAGAUUAGAGAGCCCGGAGAAGCAUGAGCGGGUGAUGAAUGUCUUCCGAGCUUUCAUCGCUGAUCUCUGCCAGCAGUAUGGUGAAGGCCAUGCUGGAUCUCCCAUGGGCAUGGUUGCAAUUGGUAUUUCCCUGUAUAAGUAUGUCAUGAAGUAUUCUCCGAACAAUUGCAACUACUUCAACCGGGACCGCUUCGUUCUUUCAAAUGGCCACGCAUGCCUGUGGCAAUACCUCUUUAUGCAUCUUGUUGGCGUCAAGAGCAUGACACUCGAACAGCUCAAGUCUUACCACUCAAGCAAGCUCGACUCAGUCUGUCCCGGCCACCCUGAAAUUGAGAAUGAGGGAAUAGAGGUCACAACUGGGCCCCUUGGCCAGGGCCUCGCCAGUGCUGUUGGCCUUGCCAUGGCCACUAAGAACCUUGCCGCGACUUACAACAAGCCCGGCCAUGAGCUAGUGAAUAACAUGACAUGGUGCAUGGUGGGCGAUGCUUGCCUUCAGGAAGGUGUCGGUCUCGAGGCGCUGUCCCUCGCUGGUCACUGGAAGCUAAACAAUCUCUGUGUUAUCUUCGACAAUAACUCAGUUACGUGUGAUGGAACUGCGGAUAUCGCCAACACGGAGGACAUCAACACCAAGAUGCGGGCCACUGGCUUUAACGUAGUAGACGUGUACAACGGAAAUUCGGAUGUUGCUGCCCACCUUCUCAACGUUCGCACCACUAUUGGCUACGGAGCUGCCAAGGCCGGAACCGCCGACAUCCACGGAGCUGCACUUGGAGUCGAGGAAGUGGCUAACUUCAAGAGGAGGUUUGGCCUCAACCCUGACGAGCAUUUCCACAUCCCCCAAGACGUCUAUGACUUCUUCAGUGACAUCCCUGGUCGUGGUGACGCACACGAAGCGGCAUGGCAAAAUGCCCUGGUGAAGUAUCAGAAUCAAGAUCCCGUUCUGGCGGCUGAAUUUGCGCUCCGUGUCGCGGGCAAGAUGCCUGAAGACUGGACCAAAUGCAUUCCUCGCACAGAAGACCAGCCUACUGCGCCAACGGCCACGCGAAAGUCAGCCGGUAUUGUGACCAACAACCUUGCAGUGAAUAUCAAUUCAGUCUUGGUCGGAACAGCGGAUCUUACUCCCUCGGUCAAUGUCGCCUACAAAAACAAAGUUGACUUCCAAUCUCCCGAACUCCAAACUGCUUGCGGACUGAACGGAAACUACAGCGGUCGAUAUAUCCACUACGGUAUCCGCGAGCACGCCAUGUGCUCCAUCUCCAACGGACUUUCUGCAUUUAACAAGGGCACUUUUAUCCCCAUGACGAGUACCUACUUUGUCUUCCACUUGUACGCGGCUGCCGGUGUGCGCAUGGCCGCGCUUCAAGGCCUCCAGCAGAUCCACAUCGCCACCCACGACAGCAUUGGAGUUGGUGAGAACGGACCUACACACCAACCCAUUGCCGUCGCCGCUCUCUACCGCGCCAUGCCUAAUGUUCUUUACAUCCGGCCAUGCGACGCAGAAGAAGUGGCCGGCGCCUACAUUGCUGCAAUCCAGGCCACUGAGACGCCUACUGUUAUCUCACUCUCCCGACAGAGCCUGACACAAUACCCCAAGAACUCUUCGCGCGAGGGCACGCUCAAGGGCGCAUACGUCUUCGCCGAGGCUGAAGGCGAUGAUUUCGAUGUAACCUUGAUCGGAGUCGGGUCUGAGAUGGGCUUUGCGAUGCAGACUAGGGAAUUGCUGCUUAACGAGCAUGGUAUCAGGGCACGUGUCCUGUCCUUCCCUUGCACUAGGCUAUUUGAGCAGCAGUCGCGGGAGUACAAACAAUCGGUUUUGAAGUCCCGGGCUGGGAAGCCCACUGUUGUGAUCGAGGCGUAUCCGUCCAACGGGUGGGAGCGCUAUGCUGAUGCUUCGGUGUCGAUGAACAGCUUUGGAAAGAGCCUUCCAUCAAAGGAGACAUACGAGCACUUUGGAUUUGCACCGGAGAGUAUCGCACCUAAAGUCAAGGGGCUAGUGGAGGAAGUCAGGAGAGACGGCAUCGGAAUCUUGAGGGGUGACUUCAGGGAUUUUAACGGUAGCCUUCGGAUUGGCGUUGAGCAUUAG